Molecule: messenger RNA, 324 nt
Organism: Adineta steineri
Lineage: Eukaryota; Metazoa; Rotifera; Eurotatoria; Adinetida; Adinetidae
Source: the annotation of a GenBank genome assembly
AUGGUAUUUGAAAUGUUUAAACGUAUGAAUGAUAAUUUACGUCGAAGAAUUCGACGUGCUAUUUUAGCUGAACCAGAUAAAAUGCCACAACGUUAUGCAAUUCUAAUGGCAUCAGUAUUAUUUCUUUCAAUUAUUGUAACAUAUAAUGUUCUAUUUGAAAAAGAGAAACGAAAAGAAGGUUAUUUAAAUGGUGUUAAACCUCCUUCAGUAAUGGAUGUAUUUCGAGAUCGUAGUUCUAAACAAAAACUUGAACAUAUUGAAUUACAACGAAAUAUUAUGCAAGCACGAAAUAAUGCUAAAACAACAACCGUAAAUGAUUUAUAG